Molecule: messenger RNA, 1393 nt
Organism: Rubroshorea leprosula
Lineage: Eukaryota; Viridiplantae; Streptophyta; Magnoliopsida; Malvales; Dipterocarpaceae
Source: the annotation of a GenBank genome assembly
AUUCGAUUUAACGUCAUUCGAAAAAAUAUCUUCUUCAAUACUCGAAUAUCUCUGAUCUCCUCCACCUUAGGGUCUCAACAUGUCCGGCGGAUACCCUCAACCCCCGCCCGGUUACGGCUACGGACCCCCGCCACCUGCUCAGCCCUACUCAUCGCAGCCCUACUCAUCGGCGCCCUACGGCAGCGCGCCGCAGCCUCAAUCCUCCACACCUUACGGCGCCCCCUCCCAUCCUUACGGUGCCGCAUCAUACGGAGCUCCUUACGGUGCUCCUUCCGCGCCCUAUGCACCUCCCCCGGGGGAAAAGCCGCCCAAGGACAAGCCUCAGUCCUACGGUUCCAGUCCUGCUCCGGCUCCUACAGGCUACCCACCUGCGGCGCAGUAUGGGAGCCCGUUCGCGGCUCUGGUGCCGUCUCAGUUCCCUCCCGGCACGGAUCCUAGCAUCGUGGCUUGUUUUCAACUAGCAGAUGCGGACGGGAGCGGGCUUAUCGAUGAUAAGGAGUUGCAGCGAGCGCUCUCCUCAUACAAUCAGAGCUUCAGUUUUAGGACUGUUCAUCUCCUUAUGUUUCUCUUCACCAACAGCAACGCCGGGAAGAUCGGGCCCAAGGAAUUCACUUCACUUUUUUACAGUCUUCAGAAUUGGAGGGCCAUCUUUGAGAAAUUUGACAAGGACAGGAGUGGCAGAAUAGAUACAAACGAGUUGAGAGAUGCACUAUUGAGCCUGGGAUUUGCAGUCUCCCCAGUUGUUUUGGAAUUGCUUGUGUCCAAGUUUGAUAAAACUGGAGGCAAAAACAAGUCCAUUGAAUAUGAUAACUUUAUUGAGUGCUGCCUUACUGUUAAGGGACUGACUGAGAAAUUCAGGGAGAAGGACCUCUCAUACAGUGGCUCUGCAACCUUCAAUUAUGAGGCUUUCAUGUUGACGGUUCUGCCAUUCCUCAUUGCGUAAGAGGAUAAGUAAGCUUGCUUGUUUGUUUUUGGGAUUUCUGUUUGUUUGUGAUGGUAUGUUGAUCUUUUAGCUGGUUGUUGAAUUCUGCUAUUGCAUUAUUGUAGUUUCCCUUGCUACAUUAAAUUACAACCAAUGACAUAAUUAUGCUAUGUGGAAUUUCUAUUUUUAUUAGGGGAGUUUGUGUAGAUAUCACUAUCAAUUACAUAUGAGCAACUAAUUCAGAUACUCCUUUAUAUUGUAAUGGAAUUGGUUAAAGAGCAUUAUUAACAUUUCGGCUAGUGUUGGGGUUUUAUAUUUCGCUGGUUUAGACUGAAAAGAAUAUUUCUGACUCAUUUUUCCUAGAAAAUAUCAAAUACCUUUGAAAGGAAGGAAUCUGAGUUACCAAAUUUGUAAACCAUUGCGAUCAACGCGAUCUCUCCAUUGUCACCUGAAUGAACCAUGUGAAUCUCC